AUGCUUUACAUCAUUUUGGCCACCUAUCAUGAAGAAAGUAACAUUGGGGCAGUUGUUUUUCACUUGGUUCGUAUACUUGAAGAGCCCUUCUUCCUUAUUAUUGAUGAUUCCGAAGAUAACAGUACUCGUGUGGCUGUUCUUCAGGCUUUCACAGCGCUACGGUUCAGUAACUAUAAGUACAUUCACCGCGGCCAGAAGCGUGGCUUGGGGACAGCCUAUCGUUGCGCUAUGAAAGAACUUACUGCCCUAGCAAGCAAUAAUGUCAACGAGGCGGAUGACAUGGUAGCCAUUUUAGAUUCCGAUCUUUCUCAUGAUCCUUGUGAUAUUGCGAAGCUUGCUACAUGUAUGCGUGAAACUGGAGCCGAUAUUGUUGCCGGUUCGAGAUAUCGGACCGGUGGAUCAGUCUCGGGUUGGCCUCGUCGACGAAUAGCAAUUAGCUCUACGGCGAAUUUCCUAGCACAGACUGUUCUAGGAAUCCGGGUGACUGACUGCACCAGCAGCAUGAGAGUCUAUAAGCUUUCUACGAUUAUGUCCAUCAUUGACCAAACAAGAUCUACGGGAUUCUCAAUUCAGCUAGAACUCAUUUCGUUAGCGAGUAUGUAUGGCUAUAAACUGCUUGAAGUCCCGAUAUGCUUCUCCGAGCGCGUCAAUGGAAGUAGCUCGUUAUCAUGUAAGGAAAUUUACAAAUUUCUGAUGCUCAUUGCCCAUCUGUGGUGGAAGCAGCGUACCAGCGAGGCACGCAGAACGCUUUGUGGUCAGUAG
Messenger RNA from Giardia duodenalis, 762 nucleotides. Its product is annotated as putative Dolichol-phosphate mannosyltransferase. Gene Ontology annotation, biological process: protein O-linked glycosylation via mannose; GPI anchor biosynthetic process. Gene Ontology annotation, molecular function: dolichyl-phosphate beta-D-mannosyltransferase activity. The transcript has a single exon. The record is from RefSeq and is a predicted model, not a curated record. Gene Ontology annotation, cellular component: endoplasmic reticulum membrane. NCBI's taxonomy places the organism in Eukaryota, Fornicata, Diplomonadida, Hexamitidae. Bases 1 to 762 code for a protein of 253 amino acids.